This is a messenger RNA of Hyposmocoma kahamanoa, 3907 nucleotides long. RefSeq names its product probable phosphorylase b kinase regulatory subunit alpha. Gene Ontology annotation, molecular function: calmodulin binding. Lineage: Eukaryota; Metazoa; Arthropoda; Insecta; Lepidoptera; Cosmopterigidae. Gene Ontology annotation, cellular component: phosphorylase kinase complex. Gene Ontology annotation, biological process: glycogen metabolic process. Bases 33 to 3806 code for a protein of 1257 amino acids. The record is from RefSeq and is a predicted model, not a curated record. The transcript is spliced from 18 exons.
UAUUUGAUUUCGAUUAAAUCCAGCCGGUCAACAUGCGGACCCGAAGUAAUUCCGGGGUGCGCCUCGACUACUACCAACGCGUAGUUCACAAAUUAAUAUUGGACCAUCAGCAGCCAGUCACGGGUUUGUUUCCAGCUAGUCCUCACAACGACCACGCAUGGAUCAGGGACAACUUAUACUGCAUCUUGGCAGUAUGGGGACUGUCCAUGGCCUUUAAGAAAAUCGCGGACCAAGAUGAAGACCGCGCUAAAACAUACGAAUUAGAACAGAGUUGCGUGAAACUCAUGCGAGGUCUUUUGAUGGCCAUGAUGCAACAGAAAGAAAAGGUUGAAAAAUUCAAAAGCACUCAACACCCAUUAGAUGCUCUUCAUGCCAAAUAUUCUUCAGCAACAGGCAGGACUGUUGUAAAAGACGAUGAGUGGGGUCAUUUGCAAAUUGAUUCCAUUUCACUAUACCUCCUAAUUCUCGCACAAAUGACUGCUUCAGGACUUCAGAUUGUUUUCUCUCUGGAUGAGGUUGCUUUUAUUCAAAACCUGAUAUUCUACAUUGAGUCUGCUUAUUGCACUCCUGAUUAUGGCAUUUGGGAAAGAGGAGACAAAACCAACCAUGGCUUGCCAGAGCUUAAUGCCAGUUCAAUUGGCAUGGCCAAAGCAGCUCUUGAAGCUAUGAAUGAGCUAGACCUGUUUGGGGCCCGUGGAGGACCUUCGAGUGUCAUCCACGUGUUAGCUGAUGAGGCUCAAAAAUGCCAAGCUGUGCUGCAAUCAAUGCUACCUAGAGAAUCUAACAGUAAAGAGCUAGAUUCAGGCCUUUUGUCUAUUAUAAGCUACCCAGCAUUUGCUGUGGAUGAUCCACAGUUGAUUGCUAAAACUAGGGAUGCUAUUGUUAUAAAAUUGCAAGGGAAGUAUGGAUGUAAGAGAUUUCUGAGAGAUGGCCACAAGAAUCCAAGAGAGGAUCCUAAUAGGCUGUAUUAUGAGCCAUGGGAGUUGAGAAUGUUUGAGAACAUAGAGUGUGAAUGGCCUCUGUUUUUCUGCUAUUUAAUACUGGAUUACUGUUUCCAAGGAGAUAAGGCAAAUGUGAGUGACUAUACGCAACGGUUAGAAAAGAUCAUGUUGAGGAAUGAUGAUGGGAUAAAGUUGGUCCCAGAGUUGUAUGCAGUGCCCGCAGAUAAAGCUGAUUUAGAGCAGCAUGAACCAGGAAGUCAAGACAGGAUACCCCUAGGCAGAUGUCCUUUUAUAUGGGCACAAUCUUUAUACAUACUUGGGAAGUUGUUGCAAGAGGGUUUCCUGGCAGUUGGUGAACUAGAUCCUCUCAACAGAAGACUAUGCUCAGAGAAGAAACCUGACGUAGUGGUUCAGAUUGUUAUACUAGCAGAAGACAAUGAAAUCAGGGACAAGUUGUUGGAAUAUGACUUGCAUGCUCAAACUAUUGCUGAAGUCGCACCAAUCGAGGUCCAGCCUGCUAGAGUUUUGAGUUAUCUGUAUACAUAUUUGGGUAGAAACAAGAAGUUGGGCCUUUCAGGGAGAAAAUCGCGUGAUGUCGGAAUUCUCAGUACGAGUAAACUAUACUCAUUGAAUGAUCGCAUUUUCGCAUUCACUCCGCAGAAUUUUGACUACGAGGAGUACUACAUGUCUCGCGACCCGGCGCUGCUGGCCAGCACAUUCAUGGCCAACGUGGCGUUCCUCGGCAUGAGCUGGAAGCAGAUGCUCGGCCGGCCGACCAUCACCCUUCUCGCGACGCAGUAUUUGUUAGACCAGGGCAGAAUUCCGAUGGCAAUGAUAACGACCAUGAAGAAACUGAAGUCCGGCUACAUAAACGGCACCAGAGUCACCCUCGGGAACCUCGGCGACUUCCUGAGCACGUCGGCCAUCACGAACCUGAGCUUCCUCGGCAGCCAGGAGGACGGCUACCCCGACAAGCUGAACCCGCGCGUGCAGAGCUACCUGGAGGAGCACCUGCUGAAGUCGCUGAGCAGCAAGGCCAGCUGCCUGGCGCGGCCGGCGGCCGGCGGCGGCGACCGCGCGCGCGCGCUGCGCCGCCGCAUGUCGGUGCGCGGCGCCAUCCGCAAGACGCGCUCCAUCAACGUGGACUCCGAAACGCUGGGCAUGGAGGGAGAGUACGCGGGCCCCGGCAAGCUGGAGAGGAAGCCGUCGUGGCUCGAAGUGGACCGCGCGUCCGGUCGGAGCCCGUCGCCCGAGGACGCCAGGAAGAAGUUUUUGGCCAAUGAAGUGGUGUACGGGGGCACGUCGACGACGAGUCUCGGCGCGGGCACGCCGACCAUCGAGGUGACCAGGGAGCAGACGCCGUCGCCGCCCAAGGAGGGCAACUCUCCAGGGGCGGCCAAGGCGCCGCGCGCGCGCGUGGCCUCGGAGUCGGCCAGCGUGUACGCCGAGCAGGAGACGGACGAGCUGCUGGCCGCGCUGCGCGAGACCGAGAGCCUGGACGAGCAGGGCGACAUCCUGCAGUACCUGGUGGACGCGCACGGCCUGGACUUCAACACGGGCAUGCUGGACAACGGGCGCGCGGUGACGGUGCGGGAGCUGCUCAAGGCGCUGUACGAGAAGGCGUGCGCGCAGAAGCUGUGGGGCCUGGUGCGGCACACGGCGGGCAUGCUGGGCAAGCGCGUCGAGGACCUGGCCAAGGCCGUCACGGACCUGCUGGUGCGCCAGAAGCAGAUCACGGUGGGCAUGCCGCCCUCCAACGAGCACACCAUCACGGCGCCGCUGCCCGAGAACGAGCUGCGCCAGCUCAUCCACCUGUCGUUGCGUCGUGACAAACACGGGAACGAAAACAAAAAGGCGUAUGGAGACGAUGAGAGUACCGCCAUGUUGACUCAGGAGCUGUUGGUGUACUUGGCUAUGUUCAUCCGGACGGAGCCGCAGCUGUUCCUGGAAAUGCUGCGCCUGAGGGUCGGGCUUAUCAUCCAGGUCAUGGCGACGGAGCUGUCGCGCACGCUGUCGUGCGACGGCGAGGAGGCCUCGGAGCAUUUGCUCAACCUGUCGCCUUUCGAGAUGAAGAACCUCCUCUACCACAUCCUGAGCGGCAAGGAGUUCGCCAUCAACAGUGCGAAUUCUCUGUGUAUAGUAAAGGAGAAACUCGAUAAGAGUAAAGUAGGUCGCGGAAACUUCUCAAUAGUAAGCAACAAGUCCACUCGAUAUGGCAAGAAGUCCCAGAUUAUGCUGGAAGGACAAUCACUUCAAGGCAAUAUCGAUACAGCGCCACUGGGCGAGGCCGACCGCCAGGGGCAGUGGUUGCGGCGGCGGCGCCUGGACGGCGCGCUCAAUCGCGUGCCCCGGGACUUCUACCCGCGCGUCUGGGCCGUGCUCGAGAAGUGCCAAGGCCUGAUAAUACAAGGCAAAAUCCUCCAACCGAACCUGACCCAGGAGAUGACGUCGGGCGAGCUGAAGUUCGCGCUGGCCGUGGAGACCGUGCUGAACUCGAUCCCGCAGCCGGAGUACCGCCAGCUGGUGGUGGAGGCGCUCAUGGUGCUCACGCUGGUGGUGGAGUGCAAGGCCGUGGGGCACCUGGGCGGCGCCAUCACGGUCGAGCACCUGGUGCACAAGGCCAACCAGCUGUUCCUGGACGAGCAGCGGCGCGUGGGCGGCGACGCCACGCUGUGCUGCGCCAAGGCGGAGGCGGGGGCGGGGGCGGCGCUGCUGUGCGGCGGCGCGGCCGGCGUGUGCCAGCACCUGUACGACUCUGCGCCCAGCGGCUCCUUCGGCACCAUGACGCACUUGGCGCGGGCCGCGGCCGCGCUGCUGCUGGAGCGCCUGCCGCACGACGCGCCGCUCGAGUGCGCCAUCACCUAGCCACCCCGACGCGCCGUUUCUCGUUUGUGGCGUUAAUACCUUGACUCUAUUAGAAUGUUCUCCAAAUAAACUACAAUAUAGAAUGAACACUUUUAUUUUAC